CUGUAGAACACGUUCAAUACGAGGAAGGCGCGCUGGAGCAUAAUUGAGAAAUUCGAAGAAAUUCUUUCGCCGCACGUUCCUUUUUCUUUUCGAUAAAUAAACAGGCCGAUCGAUUUCCGUGAAGACGAGAGGAAAGGAAUGUGAGGAAGUAAUGUAAUCGAGAAGAAACGCUUCUACUGCGAGUACCGUAACAAUAAUACGCGAUAACGAAGUGAUAAAAUACAGGGCGGAUAGAGAUGCAUUUAUUAUCGCUCUGGGGAAAUUUCCUUCUGGGAGAGGGUUACGUGCAAAGUAUAAUUUGCACAAAAGUAGAUUACGAAUGUGAAGGGGAUGUGGGCAAGCAACGGCUCAGCGAUCCGUUCAUCGAGAGGCGGAUGGGCGCAGGGACGAAGGGUCUCUUUCGCGCGAAUUAUGCGUCCCAAGUUGACUCGCGAGUUACAAGUAGUAGCGAGAUUGUGUCCGAGGGAGAAGGAGAUAGGAGAAACAUUGUCGUCGAGAUAAUAUUAUGCAUUGUGACCUUUCUCUCGUAUGUGAUUUCCCGCCGUGGUACGAGAUAAGAGCUCGCGCACGCGUCAUCCCCGCAUUUACUCAGAAAACAGGACCUUCGGGUGCCGCGGAUCCGCGUUUGGAUCCGACUUUGUUACCCCGUCGAGAUCAAGAUGAGAGAGAGAGAGAGAGAGACCGAACCGGGACAAACGGGUGAACUGCACGGUCCGAGCGUUCGCCGCGCGUCAAAGGUCAUCGCGGAUUAUCCUUUCGCCCGAUGAUAGUCGUAUCGGCCGCGGCGGUGUCCGUCACGUGAUAACCAGCGGAAUCGUAACGGGACGACGACGGGCGGACUGAAUUAAAAGAGAACAAAAUUGUCAGAUCGGCGCAGCACCGUCACAUAAAAGCACAGGAUGUCGGACGACGUCGAGGAAGCGGGAGAGGAUAAGCCCUUCGUCGUGGAGCGGGCUAAGACCGGGCGCGCCAAGUGCAAAAAGUGCAAAUGCACGAUAGAAAAGGACGAGUUGCGGAUCGGCAAGCUCGUGGUGAGCUUUUUCUCCGACGGCAAGCUGAUGCCGGCCUGGCACCACGUGGCCUGUCUGAUGGAGGUGUUCGCCAAGCAGAGGGCCACGACCAAGCGGAUCGACGAUCCCGAAAAGGACGUCAAGGGCUGGGAGCAAUUGUCCGACGAGGAUAAGCAGCUCAUUCUGGACAAGCUGGAGGAGCUGGAGACAUCCUCUCCGGGCAAGGGCGCGAAGAAACGCGCGGCGCCGCGGGAAAUCGCGGGCGAGUCCUCGAAGAAAGCAACGGGCAAGAAUUCCGAUCAGAAGACGAGGAAGACGGCCGAGAAAGCGAAAGAGAAGCCUAAAGAGGAAGCCGAUGACAAAGACGGGGGAGGAAGGAGCAAAGUACCGUCGAAGGAUGACUUGUUCCGUGAAUUUCGACGCGUGUGCAGUAAUGUUGCCAACGUCGACGCUUACACCGACAAGACUGCAAUUAUUAGAAAGAUGUUCACGCAGGGCUCGCAGAGUGACGGUUUUAAGGGCGACAUCGUGCUCUGGUGCAAACUAUUGCUACCUGGCGCCGUGAAGAGAAUUUACAAUCUGCAGAGCAAGCAGUUGAUAAAGCUGUUUGCGCGAUUGUUGCUGCAGGACGAGGAUUCGAUGUUGGAGCAUCUGGAGCAGGGCGACAUAGCUGAGACGAUCAGCGUGUUCUUCGAGAACAGCGUCGCCGUGUCGCCUUGCGCCAAAAGCGUGUUGACGAUCCAAGACGUUGAUCUUUUUCUGGAGGAACUAUCAUACUUAACCAAAGAAGAGGAACAGAUCCAACACUUCCGAUCUGUCAUCGAUAAAUGUACCGCCAACGAUCUCAAGAUGAUCGUGCGUCUGAUCAAGCACGAUCUGAGGAUCAAUGCCGGUCCGAAACACAUUCUCGAGGGGGUCCAUGAGGACGCGUACAAGGCUUUUCAAAUGUCACGUGAUUUGGAAACGGUGAUACGACGUUUCUUGCCCGAUUUAAUGGAAAAGCCGACUGCCUCGGGCUCACCCGCUUCGAGUUGCAACAAAGUAGCCAUUUCGCUGAUGACGCCCAUCUUACCGAUGCUGGCGGAAGCGUGCACGUCCGUGGAGAUGGCGAUGCACAAGUGCCCGAACGGAAUGUUGUCGGAGAUCAAGUACGACGGCGAGCGGGUGCAGGUGCACAAAAGAGGCAACGAGUUUCGUUACUUCAGCAGGUCUCUCAAGCCGGUUAUGCCGCAUAAGGUUAAUCUCUUCAAGGAUUACAUAGGGCGAGCAUUUCCUGACGGGGACGAUCUAAUUCUUGAUUCUGAAGUCCUCAUGAUUGAUAGUGAGACCGGACAGCCGUUGCCUUUCGGCACUUUAGGAAUUCAUAAGAAAGCCGAGUUCAAAAACGCCAACGUCUGCCUCUUUGUGUUCGAUUGCUUGUACUACAACGGCGAGAUACUGAUAAAUAAAUCCAUGUCGCAGCGCAGAAGGAUCCUGAGGGACAGGAUGACCGAAAUACCGAACAGGAUAAUGCUAUCGGAAGUGUAUGAAGUGCAUGAUUCGCGCGAUCUAGCGAAGAUGAUCGUCAAAGUGUUGAAACACGGCCUUGAAGGAUUGGUCCUGAAAGACAUCAAUAGCAAAUACGAACCUGGAAAGCGACAUUGGCUGAAGGUAAAAAAGGACUAUCUGUGCGGGGGCGCGAUGGCCGAUAGCGCAGAUCUCGUUGUGCUUGGAGCAUGGUACGGCACAGGCAACAAAGGCGGCAUGCUGUCGAUCUUCCUAAUGGGCUGUUACGACGAAGAGCGCGAUAAGUGGUUGACCGUUACGAAAGUUCACACGGGACAUAGCGACGCCGCGUUGGCCGAGCUCCAGAACGAGCUCGACAUGGUGAAAAUAGGCAAGGAUACGGAAAAACUGCCGAGCUGGCUGCUGGCAAAUAAACCCAUGGUGCCGGAUUUCGUGGCGAGGGAUCCCAAGAAACAGCCGGUGUGGGAAGUAACGGGCGCCGAGUUCACGAACCAAGGGGUGCAUACCGCCGACGGCAUCAGCAUUCGAUUUCCGCGAGUGACGCGAGUCCGUAGCGACAAGAACUGGUCGACGGCCACGACGUUGAACGAGCUGCGCGAGCUCUUUCGAAAGAAGCCCGAAUCGGUGGACUUUAGCCUCCUGCUGGGAGCGUCGGAGGACGUCACGGAUGUCAAAGAUAUUCUCAUUAAGAAACCCCUCGACUCGCUGGAGACGAGCCCGGAGAAGACGACGACGAGUUGGUUCGAUGACGAGCCGUCCACGAGUUUCGCGGCACGCAAGUGCAAAAUCAAGGAGGAGCCGCCGGACGUCCCCGAGGAAUACAAGGGACAAAAGAAGGAUAACCACGACGACAGCUUCGACAGCAUCUCGGACGAACGCUCGGAGCGGAAAAGAUUAAAACUGGAGCGCGGCAUUAAAAAGGAAACACAGGAUCCUUUGGUAGUUAAGAAGAAGAAGAAGAAGAAAGAUAAGAAGGAUAAAGAGGUGGAGGAGGAAUCGGAUUUGGCAGUGAGGAAGGCGGAGAAACCGGAGGAUCGUUACGUUAAUCAGCCCGCUGGAGGAACGGACGUGGAAGAAUCGUUUGCGGGAGAGACGAGUGUUUUGAAUUCGGCUGCCGAGGAUGGCAGAUCCCACGUCGUCGUCCUGAAGAACGUUCGGGCGAGUCUCGCACCCGGCUUCGUCGGCAGCGGCGGGACGAAUGCGCGGAAGCUGCUCAGAACGCUCGGCGCUACGAUAGUGACGCGCAAGAAGAGAUUCGACUCGACCCACGUCAUUCACGCCUGCACGGAAAUUCCGUCGACGUACCUCGAGGACUUCACGGACUUCCCGAAGACUGUCAAGCACGUGAGCGUGUCCUGGUUGGAGGAGGCGAUCGCGCGCUCGGCCAAGCAGGACGAGAUCUCGCACGCGGUGGAGCUGGCGGGCGAUUAUUGCGAGUGUCCCUGCACACAUCGAUAACCAAGUCAGUAGGAAUAAAUUAUACAUAGCAAUCAGGUAGCGCGACGCACGACAUUUACUUUGUACGAUUUCUCUCUAAUUGAGAUUAAAUAAAAGUG
Dinoponera quadriceps is the source of this 4072-nucleotide messenger RNA. It is a transcript of the gene DNAlig3, whose product is annotated as DNA ligase 3. Gene Ontology annotation, biological process: double-strand break repair via alternative nonhomologous end joining; DNA biosynthetic process; mitochondrial DNA repair. Gene Ontology annotation, cellular component: DNA ligase III-XRCC1 complex. The coding region runs from base 900 to 3974 and encodes 1024 amino acids. Gene Ontology annotation, molecular function: DNA binding; DNA ligase (ATP) activity; ATP binding. The transcript has 19 exons. Lineage: Eukaryota; Metazoa; Arthropoda; Insecta; Hymenoptera; Formicidae. The record is from RefSeq and is a predicted model, not a curated record.